UUCUUUGUGGACCAGACAUUAAACUGUCAAAAAUGUCUUCACUUCUUUAUAUCACCUUUGUCUUGUUCCUGUCUCAAGCCAUAAUUUGCUCAAACCAAAAAACAUGCUCAGUCUUACAGUUUUAUCAUCUAGAAGAAGACCUUUUGUCCAUCAUGGAAGACCACCACAUCAACGUGACAUUCGGGAUGAACAUGUCAGCCUGCAAUCAGUCCAGUCAACUGUACAGAGUCACUGUAUACACCAGUACAAACAAUGGAAGUCUGGAAUACGAUGGGUCCAUCACCUUCUCCAAGGAUGAGUGUUCUGGCACCAGACAGAAAUCAGUUCGCUGCAUCACUUCCUCAGGUCCUGCACAGCUGUACAGGAGAGUGAACAGAUCUCACGAGCUCAUCGUGUGGGAAUGGCUAUGGAAAGACUACAAUUUCUCGACAAUGCGAAAAGAGCUGAAACUGAUUGUAGCUUACCCACCAAGUGUCAAAAGCCUGACCGUCAAUGGACAAGAUGCUGACGAUAGUUACAUCCUUGAAAGGGGUCAGAAGGUCGAAAUAUCCUGUUUAUUUGAUCAAGGAAAUCCUCCUUCUAACGUUUGGCUGUCGGACGAACACGGAAAAGAAAUAAAAUCCUACAGAGGUGAACAAUACCUCGAUACUUCCUUCACAGCCAACUGCGACCAGCAUCCGUCAUCUGUCCGGUGUGAAGGAAACUCUUCAGAAAACAGCAAAUCUGUGUUUUUUCUUGUCAGAUGUCGUCCUCAGUUUAUUGACAAAGCUCCAGAAAUCAUUGACUACGAAACACAGGAAGGUUGGAAGUUCAGAGUGAAAGCUUAUUCCACAAAAGUUCAGAAAUGUCUUCUGGCCCCAUCCGUGGUCGGCGAGAAUAAAAACAAAGAAGUGAACUGCACACUGACCGGUAGUCCCCCCAGUCUGGUGCUGACCAUUGUUGUGGACAAGGAGGAAUGUUCACAGAGUGGACACUGGGCCUUGACUGUGUUUAAUGAGAAAGGUUCUUCAGACAUGUUAGUCUUCAGCGUGUCGUCACUUUUCUGCUCAGUGGCCAUCUGUCCAACCUUCGUCAUAACCCGUCUAUAACGGACUUCAUCUUCCAGUCUGAAGUCCACGAUCCUGUAACAGGUGUUUCAUCACGUGACUGGAUUGUAUAGUCAGCUGACAUCGUUGAAAUUGUCUGUCCAUAUUACUAAUAUAUAAUCCAGAGACACAGAAGGCCACGUUGCCAGUGAGAACAGCGCAUGAGACUGUGCUUUCCAUCACAGUAGUUGUCUACAUGCACAGCCUCCAUGAUGUGGACAAGAGCGAGAAAGAAAGACUUUCGAACAACGGUUUAACGGCUGCUUUUGGGGGAAGGGGUGUGUGGACGACUGAAAAAGAAUAAAAACAUCGAACAUAGAGGCACAUCAUACUGAUUUUCUUAACUUUGUCUCACAGUUUUGGGACUUUUACAUCUGUUGAAAUUGCGCAGUGGUAAACAUAUUGAGUUCUUGAACUGGAAAAUUUAUACUGACGUGCUUUGUGUGAGGUAAUGUGAACUCGGAGGACGCUUCUACCCGGGGUAACAGGUUAUCACAUCGUUACUAAAGGUCAUGUCACUCAAGUAGCUGAUAGUCUGGCUGGAGCUGUUGACAUUUGUAAAAUGAUUAGGCGGAUUGAGGUACACUUGUAUUUCCCAGACAGGUGUUGGCAAGGAUGAGAGAGACGACAAAAUAUGCUUUCAAGUCCUAAUUUUAAACGAGCAGCUUCUUAACAGUCGGAGCGUUACUGUAGAGAAGCCUGACCGGCCUGAGCCGUUUUCUGUACCUGUGUUUAGCGCGUGACAUAGGGUCAGAUUAGUUCUGAAGGUUGAAUCAUUACUUAGCCAAGAGAAGAAACAGGUUGAGCGUCUUCUCUCUACGUGUUUCGAGUGAGCGAGGUUCAGGGAAAUCGUCGAUACCCCGGUUAUUUCGACAGGUCAAGGUGAAAGCCGACGAUAUAUGUCUGCACCAUGGUGAUAUCACGUGAAACAGAAAACAGUCUCAGAAGGCUUGAGCUCUUAGUAGUAGGUAUUUGCUUUUAAGUUUUACAGCAUGAAGUAGACUGGUAACUAAAUGUCCUUAGAGAUAUUAUGUGCAGGCCAAUUAUCAUUGUCACGCUCCAUAUCAUCCUAACAACAGGAGAAGUAUAUUCGUUUGCAAUCUUAUAUCGUCCACUUUACUUUUUUUUAAAUUGUUUUGUGAUGCCUUCAAUAAAGUUUGACUAGUCAAGGGAGAUAAUUUUUCAAAAAUUUAAUAACAAUAAAUAGAAGAUUAAUAUUACUGACAGCAAUAGUCUUACAUAAAAAAAAAAACCAGUAGUGACAUGAAAACUAGAAACGAUUUUACAUCACGCAAGUGGACUAACCGAGGAAGGUCCUAAGAUACGAAUGAAUGCAAUUAGAAACAGUGUACAACAAGUAAUGAGCACGAGCAGGUGUUUCUGAGUUGCGAUUGGUAACCUGUUGGCCCUUGACGAGGUAAGCCGUCCUUCUGAAAGUCAGUAAACAACAUUCCUUUUGAAACUAUUGGGUACACUUAUCAUGACCUCGAUGGCCUAAGCUGAAAUGACUAGAUCACACACACCUACCAACAGCUUUUUCGUGGCGCAUUCUUUGUCACCUGGCAAAACUGUCAGCAAGAAACCCUUUGGCCUUAACCCAUGGUUUCUGUUUUCCGAAAAUAGGGUUUUCAGAAACCGUUCAAUCCAAUACCCCUAAGCCAAAGUGAGAAGAAAAAUUACAAUCCUGACAAAUGAAAUAGAAGCAAAAGUUCAGAAGUUCUCUGAGAAUUCUCCUAGUGUACGGUACAUCUUUUCAAAUAAAAACUUCUCAAUGCCAAGCGCGUGUAGACGAAUUUGCAAAUUGGUGUGAAACAAUUCUUUAGAGUUGAACGUUGGUAAGAUCAAAGAAAUGACAUUUAAUUACAAUAAAAUAUAUCAAUACGUCAAACUCUAAUGAACAGUAAACUGAUUAAGAUGGCUAUCAGUGUGUAAAUACAAUAAUUGCAAGAGAUGAUAAACUAAGAUGAUUUAGUUACCCUGAUGCUGUAAAUAAAAAGAUUUCAUAUCGAUUGUUUUUUGCUUAGAGAAAAGUAUCUCUUAAUAUGCGUAAUAAGAUGCUAUGACUAUGUUUUUUUCAAAAGUGUAUUUGGCAGUGUAGAUGUGUGGUUGUAUGUAUGGUGGGGAUUUAACAUGAAAACAUGCGAUAUAGGUAGAUUAAGCAAGGUAAUCAAGAUAGCCAGCUGCAUUGUAGGUCAAAAUCUUGAGCACGUAGAUGUGGUUAGGAAGCAGAAAUUCGCUACCAAAGUGGAUUUUGCUCAGUCCAAGAUAUCCUUUACACCCAGGCCCGUGCAUUUAAGAAAUCACCUUCAUCUGCAGGAACAUCCACCCUGUAUGUAGAACUGAGAGACUUGGAAGAUCUUUUAUUCCGGCAUCAGUCAACCGUCUGAACUUAAAAGGUUAACAUUGGAAUUUGUGUUUGCCGCCUUCUGCUCCUCGAGGAGUAACAAGGAAUAAACUAAG
Pomacea canaliculata is the source of this 3545-nucleotide messenger RNA. RefSeq lists its product as uncharacterized. Bases 33 to 1088 code for a protein of 351 amino acids. The transcript is spliced from 10 exons. The record is from RefSeq and is a predicted model, not a curated record. NCBI's taxonomy places the organism in Eukaryota, Metazoa, Mollusca, Gastropoda, Architaenioglossa, Ampullariidae.